AUGGCUGUCGCACUCCGUGCCCGCCUCGCCGGCCUCCUCGCCCUCCUCACCCUCACCGCCAAUGCCCAGGACCUGUCCUUCUCCACCAUCUCCACCGCGGCCGUCUCCUCCAUCGCCUCCACCGCGCUCUCUUCCUCCGCCUCUUCCUCCGCCUCUUCCUCCUCAGCGUCUUCUUCGGUCGCUUCGUCUUCGGCUGCUUCCUCUCUGUCCACGGUCGUCGUCUCCAGCACCACUACUGGCCCCCCACUUGAGACCACCCACAUAACGAUUCCCAUAUCGUCCUACACCUUCUCAUCCUUCCCGACCCCCUCCGCGCCUGCCAUCCCCGGAGUCUUCCCUUCCGCGUCGCCCGCGUCGCCUCUCGCCCCCGGUUCCACCCUCAUCCCUGACUUCGCCCCCGCAUGGGCCAAGGCACACAAGCAGGCCAAGUCCCUCAUCGCGGACUGGUCGAUCGACGACAAGGUCACUGCCGUCACCGGUGUCUUCUGGGAGCACGGCCGCUGUGUCGGCAACAUUGCCGCCGUAGGCGACACCUUCCCCGGCCUCUGUCUCGAGGACUCGCCGCUCGGAGUGCGUUUCACUGACUUUGUAUCCGCGUUCCCCGCCGGCAUCACCGUGGCCUCGACGUGGAACCGCACGCUCAUUCGCGAACGCGGGUUAGCCAUGGGUGCGGAGUUCAAGGGCAAGGGUGUGCACGUCGCCCUCGGCCCGAUGAUGAACAUGGGGCGCGUCGCGCAGGGCGGGCGCAACUGGGAGGGUUUUGGCGCUGAUCCGUUCCUUACGGGCGAGUCCGCGUACGAGACCAUCCUCGGUCUUCAAGGGGCGGGUGUUCAGGCCUGCGCGAAGCACUACAUCGACAACGAGCAGGAACACGCCCGUGACUGGUCCUCUUCCAACGUUGAUGACCGCACGCAACACGAGAUCUACCUUCACCCUUUCAUGCGCUCCGUGAUGGCUGGCGUGGCUAGCGUCAUGUGCAGCUACAACCAAGUCAAUAGCACAUGGGCUUGUGAGGACGACCGCUCGCUCAACCAGCUCCUCAAAGGUGAACUCGGCUUCCAGGGCUACGUCAUGUCUGACUGGGGAGCGCACCACUCCACUCUCGCUGCUGUUGGUGGUCUGGACAUGUCCAUGCCCGGCGACAUCACCCUCGGCUCUGGCAACACUUAUUGGGGACCGAACCUUACUGCCUACGUCGACAACGGAACCAUUCCCGAGUCGCGCCUCACCGACAUGGCCGAGCGCAUCGUUGCGUCUUGGUACCUCCUCGACCAGGAAAAGGACUACCCUGAGGUCAGCUUCAACGCUUUCCACAUGACGGACGAGGCCACGAACGCGCACGUGGACGUUCAGGAAGACCAUUUCAAGGUCAUCCGCCAGAUCGGCGCGGCCGGCACGAUCAUGCUCAAGAACGUCGGGGGCGCCCUUCCGCUCAAGAAGCCGAAGAGCAUCGCGAUCAUCGGCAACGAUUCCGGUCCCUCCCUUCGUGGCCCGAACGGCUACAACGACCGUGGCGGCGACGACGGCACGCUCGCGAUGGGCUGGGGCUCCGGCACGGCGCAGUUCCCGUACCUGAUUACGCCGCUCGAGGCGGUCCAGUCGCGCGCACGCCAGGACCACUCUUCGGUGUCGUGGUUCCUCGGCAACUGGGACCUCCGGGGCGUGCAGGCGACCGCGCUCGAGCAGGAAGUCGCGCUCGUGAUGGUCAACGCGGACUCGGGCGAGGGCUACAUUACCGUGGACGGCAACCAGGGUGACCGCAAGAACCUGACGAUGUGGGGCAACGCCGAGGCGCUGAUCAACGCGGUCGCGGCGGUGAACAACAACACGAUCGUCAUCGCGCACUUGGUCGGGCCCUCGAUCGUGGAGUCGUGGAUCGACAACCCGAACGUGACCGCGGUGCUGUGGGCGCACCUUCCGGGUCAGGAGAGCGGGAACGCGCUCGCCGACGUGCUCUACGGAGACGUGAACCCGAGCGGACGGCUGCCGUACACGAUCGCGAAGUCGCUCGACGACUACGGCACGAAGCUCGUGCUCGGGGGCUCGCAGGCGACGGACAUCCUCCGCGUCGACUACACCGAGGGCAUGCUGAUCGACUACCGGCACUUUGACACCAACAACAUCGCCCCGCGCUUCGAGUUCGGCUUCGGCCUCUCGUACACCACCUUCGCCUACUCGUCGCUCUCCAUCAAGGCAGUCGCGCAGUCGGACUCGACCUCGGCCGCGCUCGAACGCGCGUGGGCGAACGGCACGCCGAGCCCGAACGUCGAGGGCGGCUCCGUCGCGCUCUGGCUGCACCGGCCCGCGUUCGCGGUCUCGUUCACGGUGAAGAACAUGGGCAAAGUUGCCGGCGGGGAGAUCCCGCAGCUGUACUUGCACUUCCCGGCCGGUGCGGGCGAGCCCCCGAGCGUGCUCCGCGGGUUCGACGACGUCUUACUCCGGCCCGGGCAGAGCGAGCGGGUGACGCUGACGCUGAGCCGGUACGACCUGUCAGUGUGGGACGUGGAGAGCCAGGGGUGGCGGAAGCCGGACGGCGCGUUCACGUUCUCGGUGGGCGCGAGCAGCAGGGACUUUAGGCUGAAGGGGAGCGUGCCGUUGUGA
This is a messenger RNA of Epithele typhae, 2601 nucleotides long. Its product is annotated as glycoside hydrolase superfamily. The coding region runs from base 1 to 2601 and encodes 866 amino acids. The record is from RefSeq and is a predicted model, not a curated record. Gene Ontology annotation, biological process: glucan catabolic process. Gene Ontology annotation, molecular function: beta-glucosidase activity. The transcript is spliced from 6 exons. NCBI's taxonomy places the organism in Eukaryota, Fungi, Basidiomycota, Agaricomycetes, Polyporales, Epitheliaceae.